Molecule: messenger RNA, 2199 nt
Organism: Ylistrum balloti
Lineage: Eukaryota; Metazoa; Mollusca; Bivalvia; Pectinida; Pectinidae
Product: neprilysin-1-like
Exons: 20
Coding region: 1-2199 (732 amino acids)
Biological process (GO): protein processing
Cellular component (GO): plasma membrane
Molecular function (GO): metalloendopeptidase activity
Source: RefSeq, a predicted model, not a curated record
AUGUCCCUGAAAUCUAUUUUCCCAAAAACAGGAAUCAACUUGCCAAAGCCACCAGCCAAUACAUUACUUUUGACGUCUACUCAGCGUCUCCACUCACAGAUACUGUCUGGUGGGGCUUCACACUCCAUGGGAACACAGAACGCAUCCCCAGGUUCAGGAACCAUUCCAACAUCGACCACUUUGUCGAAAGAUAACCCCUCACCAGAUCAUACCCUAGCAAACGAAGAUUUUGACUUUCCUAUGAUUGAGACAUCAGCCAAGAAUACAGCCAGUCAAUUACCAGCUCCUUCAGGACGGCUCCAGAACGAUAUUCUUAUAAGCAUCGCGGAGCUGUCUGGGAAAUUGAUAAAUACACAGCAAAGUAGAUCUCAGCACCAAUCAAUCGUGAAAAACACAACAGCCACGCAAAUAAAGUUGAGUCGAGAUCUUACUGCCAAUCCUUGCGAGGAUUUUUAUCAAUAUACAUGUGGAGGCUGGCUUGACAGGAGUCGUAUCAGACCUGACCUGGACAGCAGGAGUGUUAAGUGGGAGCUGAUGGAGCGAGUAGACCACAAAUUACAUAGGUUGUUGAGCCAGUCUGUGAAAGUGCAACAUACACUAGCUGAACAGAAAGCCAUCACAUUCUACAAAUCCUGUAUAAAUGAAGGUUCAAUGGAAAAGUUAGGAUUGGCUGUUAUUAAGCCUCUGAUCAAAGAUGUUGGUGGCUGGCCGAUUCUUGAUACCAACUGGACUGACAGCAACUACAAGCUUGAGAAGAUGUUGUCUGCUGUUCGGAAAUAUACCAUAGAUACACCUAUAUUUAGCAUGAGUGUAGAGUCUGACCCGCAUUUCCCCGAACAACACAUAAUACACGUAGAACAGCCAGAUCUUGGCAUGCCAGAUCGGAUGUAUUACCUGGCAGACAAUCAACUCUUCAGGGCCUAUUUCACUUAUAUGCUUGAGGUCUUCAAGGCGCUUGGCGCAAACCCGGCAACAGUUGUACAGGACGUCAAAGACGUGUUAGAAUUCGAGACACAGCUGGCAAAUCUAACUGAAGAAAUUGACGAACACAACGAACACGCUAAUGAUAGAAGAAUGACGAUUGAUCAAUUGACACAGGCAUUUCCUGGGAUGUUACCGGAUUCGAAGUCUACAACCAUUCCCUCUAGAUGGCAGCAAUGUGUUGACAUUACAAACGAAGCGUUUAGUUUGGCUGUUGCCCGUUUGUUUGUGGAUAAGCAUUUCGACGCUGCUUCUAAACUGGAGGUUAUGGAUAUGUUUACAAAAACAAAAAUGUCGAUGAGAAGCAUGCUUCAACGAGAAUCUUGGAUGGAUCAAGCCACUAAAACUGCUGCUUUAGAUAAGCUAGACUCUCUGCAAGCCAGGAUAGGAUAUCCAGACGAGAUAAGGGACGAUUCCUUUCUGACUAAACGGUAUAGCAGAUGCAGAGUGACUCCGGGUUUGUUUUUCGAAAAUAUUCUUAACGUUAUGAAGGACGAGGCGGCUUCCAACUUACGUGACCUGACUACGCCUAGUAAUGUAUUAGACUGGGAGUCACCACCGGCUGCUAAAGAUGUCUUUUAUGAUCUCGAUCAGAAUGUUAUAGUGUUACCAGCUGGAAUAUUGCAGUCGCCUUAUUUUCAUAAGAACUAUCCAAGAUAUCUGAAUUAUGGAGCUAUAGGUUUCAUCAUCGGACACAAGAUCAUUCACGCUUUUGACGAUGUAGGAAGCAAAUAUAGUAAGACCGGUGCGUUCCAAGACUGGUGGUCUAACUAUACCAGAACGGCGUACGAACAGAAGGCGAACUGCUUCAUUAAACAGUAUCAUGGACGGACAGUUCCGGACGCAUUGACAGCGUCGACCUUGCCAAAAGAAAGCAAGUUAAAUGGGAAGUUGACAUUGCUAGGAAACAUUGCUGAUAAUGGCGGGCUAACUGAAAGCUUCUUGGCCUAUACACAAUGGUCUAGACAAAAUGGAUUUGAACAGAAACUUCCAGGAAUCAACCUGGAUCCUGAUCAACUUUUUUUCAUCAACUAUGGACGUACUCGGUGUGAAAAGACAACAACGGAAGAAGCGAAAAAGCGAAUCAAGAAUGAUGCUUUCGCAGACGCAAAGAGCCGUGUAAAUGUUGUUAUGCAAAAUAACCCGAGCUUUGCCAAAGCCUUCUCCUGUCCGGUGGGGUCACCAAUGAAUCCAGCGAAGAAAUGCGCAGUCUGGUGA